Octopus sinensis (East Asian common octopus) is the source of this 1158-nucleotide messenger RNA. RefSeq names its product receptor-type guanylate cyclase Gyc76C-like. Gene Ontology annotation, biological process: protein phosphorylation; receptor guanylyl cyclase signaling pathway; cGMP biosynthetic process. NCBI's taxonomy places the organism in Eukaryota, Metazoa, Mollusca, Cephalopoda, Octopoda, Octopodidae. The record is from RefSeq and is a predicted model, not a curated record. The coding region runs from base 1 to 1158 and encodes 385 amino acids. The transcript is spliced from 11 exons. Gene Ontology annotation, molecular function: guanylate cyclase activity; protein kinase activity; peptide receptor activity.
AUGAAUAUAUUGGUAUAUGUUGGGGCAGCUAUUGUACCCAUCACAAUCCCAGUUAUUUUUGAGGCAAUGGAUAAUCCAACAGACAAUUUAAACUGUGGUGCAGCCGCACGAUCCUUAUUGGUGAUGGCACCGCAACCCCCGUCUAACCGCAAUUACAGGCAUUUCGAGAAAAUGGUCAACGAAUACAACGAGAAGGCGCCCUUUAACUUUCCUGACCCUUUCGCUGCCGGAAAAAAGGUACCCUUAUUUGCUGCACAUCUCUACGAUGCCGUGUAUUUAUAUGCAGAAUGCAUUCACAACAUGUUGCUUGAGAACCUCAAUAUACGGAAUGGUACCGACGUCAUUAACAGAAUUCGCAACAAACGCUUCCAAAGUAUCCAGGGAUUCCAAUGCCUUAUUGACAAUAAUGGAGACGCCUUAGGCAAUUAUUCGUUGCUGGCUUGGAAAGAGGAUUAUUCUCCAAACAGAGAAGCCAAUUUCUCUAUGGAUCCAGUUGGAUCUUUUAUAAUUGAUCCGCGAAAAUCACUUCCGGAUUUCAAACUGAAUGAAGGAAGUGUCAUCGCAUGGAUGAAUGGUGCACCACCCAAAGAUGAACCUGACUGUGGGUUUUAUAAUGAGAAGUGCAUCAAACCAGAAGAUGAUACAGCGGUAAUUAUUCUCAGCGUUUUUGGCGGUGUAUCUGUAUUAACAAUCGUAAUAUUUAUAAUUCUAUACAAAAAAUGGCGGUAUGAACAAGCUAUCGCUGGUCUGCUGUGGAAGAUCUGUUCCUCAGAGCUUCAUAUUGAUUCUGAUAAACCGGAAUGCAAAUCCGAGAGCAAAUAUUCUUUGAGCAGUCGUCUGUCACUUGAUUCGAGAACUACAAUGACGCAAGUCUAUGCUAGAACCGGCAACUAUAAAGGACAAAUUGUUGCUUUGAAAAUGUACGAAAAGAAAAAUUUUGUCGUCACCCAUAAAAUGAAAAGAGAAAUGAAAAUGAUGCGGGACAUCCGUCACGGAAAUGUCAACGCUUUCAUCGGAGCUUGUGUCGAUCCGCCGCACUUCAUCAUCGUUACAGAAUACUGCUCGAAAGGAAGUUUGCAGGACGUUCUGGAAAAUGAAGAUAUGAAAUUAGAUGAUAUGUUCAUAGCAUCUUUAGUAAAAGAUUUGAUACAGUUUUGA